Vitrella brassicaformis is the source of this 1976-nucleotide messenger RNA. The record is from the annotation of a GenBank genome assembly. Lineage: Eukaryota; Vitrellaceae.
GCUCUGAGAAGAAUACAGCUGCGCCAGAUAGCUGCUGACGUGUCUGCGGUGGAAACACGUCACCGAACGGCCGCAGCGAACUCAUAGCAGGUAUGCCACUGCACAGAGAGAGCGAUGGCGGGGCACUGCACUCGUCAUUCAUCGCAUUUGCGCUGCUGUGUGUUGCCAGGGCCCUCGCCCUGCUGCUGCGGCAACUCGCCCCUGACCUGACGGCAUAUAGUAGCAUAGCACAGAGUAGAUAGAGCACAACAACUACCGUGAUGGCAGGCAUGAAGCGCAAGGAGCCGCCCUGCAGCUCGGCUGAUGACGACGGCGACACAUGCGCCGUGUGUUUCAGCGAGUGGGAGAUCGAGGGCGACCAGAUGCCGCUGAACCUCGGCAGCUGCGGUGAGGGGCGGACACACACAUGAGUGGGCCGCAGCUGUGCAAUGCGUUUCCUCUCGUUUGCGUGUUGAUGGAUGUGAUGGAUGCAGAUCACGCACUCUGCAAAGAGGUGAGCGUACAGCAAACACACGUUGUGAAGCCGCCAGAGAGGCAGUCAUAUUUGGCUGUGUGGGUGCGCUUGUGCAGUGUGUGAGACGAUGGGAGCAACCCAAUGGAAGCGUCAUAUGCCCCACCUGCAGGUAGCCGAAGUGGACACACGAAUGACAUAUGCUCACAGCCACUUCCUCACUCUCUCUGUCUGUGUCAUGCGACGCAGGGUGGUUAGCACGGCGGCCUGCAUUACCAAGUCCUACGGCAUGAUCAAGCUGCUCAAGUAUCAGCAGAAGGAGGAAGCCUCCACACGCAUCAACGAGUAAGACUGAAAUAGAGCCAGCCAUCACAUCACGGCCGAUCUGGGGUCGCCAUUCUUUGCUUGCACUGCGCUGUUUGUGUGCAGGCUGGAGGGCCGUGUGGGCGAGCUGAGGGUGGGCAAGGCGUCGCUGCAGUCGCUCCACAAGCCACUGGUGCGCACAAGCAGGCCGGCUGAUGGAUGGAUGGAUGUUCUCUGGUGGGUAUGGUGGUAUUGGUUGUGUGCAGGUGUGUGUGCCUCUGGGCAGCUCGCUGACCGAGUCCGAGUUCAAGGCCCUCCGCGGACUGAUCGGCGGCCAGGUCAAGCUCAAGUCACUCUACCGGUUCGCAGAGCACACACAUUCCAUUUGUUUAUCUGCACUACCGGAUGUGUGUGGGUCGUGGUGCAGCACGUCUCUCCACGGCUCGACUUACGACAAUCUGCUGCGUUGUGUGGGCGACAAGACCGGCCUGGUGUUCGUCGUCCGCAAGGGCGAGUACGUUUUCGGCGCCUUCAUCAGUGCCGGUUUGGAGCUGCCUGACGACCCGACCGGCAGCAACCGGUACGACUGUGACGUCUGGCAUUUCUCGCUGGCUGGCCACUUCCCCCAGCCGACCAAGAUAGAUAUCAGCCGAUUGGCGCAGUAUGUGGCGGGGAGGGAGGGGAGUCUGUAUGGUGCGAGUGUGAGAAUCGGUGGGGGCCUGCGGUUGGGUGACGAUGGCAGCGACUGGCCAGCUGCCGACAUCCGCAGCUGCUUUCAGUCCACCGACAGAAACGAGGUGCCUGAGGGCUAUGUGGGGGCGAGGAAAAUAGCUAUGGCAGUGCUCUGCUGGGCGGGUCAUUCUUCUUCGAUGCGGAUGAGUUAGAGGUGGUGCACGUGGGCGGGCAGUGAGUGUCUGUUUGGGGUGCAUCCGCUUCUCGACGUGGGCGGGGCAUGAGGGCGGCAGGUCAGUGACAGAGGGAGGGGGAGGGGGAGGAUGUGUCUGUGUGUGAGGUGUCUGUCAUGGGAUUGCUCUCUUCCCAUCCCGCGCUGCCCAGACAUUCCCAUGGACAGGAGGGCUCUGUGUGUGUGUGUGUGUGUGUAUAUACGACGCCCACGAGCUGUCUGUCUGUGUGCACAGCUCAUUAUAUAUGUUCAUUCCAUCGCUUCUGAGACCCAAAGAGACUGACUCACUGAUAUGAUCGACUCAAUGCACCCGCUGUG